AUGCGUUUACUGCUAAGUGGACAACACUUUUUAAAGCCACUCCUAUCUAUCAAUGAAUUGUUGGACCAAAUAAUCGACUAUUUAGAUUAUCCAUCUAUUAUUUGUCUUUCCAUGAGUAAUAAAUCCCACUUUGGAAUUAACACUUUUUCAUCAAUUACAACUUCCGAAUCAUCAUGCAACACACCUUCAUCAUCACUCCUCACAUUAAAUCCCAAUUUAUGGGUUAAUUUAGUUAUUAGAUAUGAUUGUGUGGGUGAAUUAAUUUCCAAAUUUCCAUCAUUGAGUGGCUUGGAAGAUGUUGAGGCUAUGAAUGAGAGGGAGAGAAUGGAUUUUAGUUUGAAAUGUAGGGAAAUAUUAUCGGAACAUGUUCUUGGCAAAUUGAAAAAGUAUAAAUUGAAAAAGUUGGAUGAGAAUGAUGGUAAACAAUUGUGUCAAGUUUGUGGGGAGUUGAUUGAGAUGGGGGAAUUAAUUGUAUUGCAUGUGAAGGAGGGAAAGGUUGCAUGUUUUUAUGAGUAUUUUCAUUGGAAUUGUUUGGAUAUGGAUGAGAUGAAUAGGAUAAAGAUGAAGAGAUGUGAAAUUGAGUAUACUGAUUCGAAUAAUUACUUUUUGAGGAAACAGGUGGAAAAUUUCUAUAAGAAAGUGGAUGAAUCGAGAGAAGUGAGAAGACAGAAAUUAUUUGGAAUUGUUUGUGAUUCAUGUUUAAAGUUUCAGAGCUCGAGGUAUUAUUCUGGAUUGGAUAGUGAUUCGAAUAGAGUUGAUUUAUGUAUGAAUUGCUAUUCCAACGAAAGAGCCACAAGUUUAACCAGUAUUGAGAAGAGAAAGCCCUCACUGAUUACUUGUAGUACUUGUAAAGAGCCAAUUAAGAACGCCAUAUUUUCAUGCCAAUAUUGUGACUAUUAUUCUCUGUGUCAGAAUUGUUUUGAACAAUUACCCAAAACAAGUAAGCAUUCCUCUCAUCCGUUUACUUUGGUUGGAUGUUGUAUUGAUACAUUAGAAUCAAAUUCACAUACUUCACGUUCAGAGACAACCGAAUCUAAAAAGAGAAAGUAUGAAAGCAAUUCGAAAGUACCCAAUAAGAAGGUUAGUUUGUUAGAUGUUGCCAGGAAUAUGGGUUUUGAUUUGACUUGA
This is a messenger RNA of Naegleria gruberi, 1128 nucleotides long. RefSeq lists its product as uncharacterized. Gene Ontology annotation, molecular function: zinc ion binding. The coding region runs from base 1 to 1128 and encodes 375 amino acids. NCBI's taxonomy places the organism in Eukaryota, Heterolobosea, Eutetramitea, Acrasida, Naegleriidae. The transcript has a single exon. The record is from RefSeq and is a predicted model, not a curated record.